UUUGCCUCAGACAUCUGCAACAGUUGUUCAGGAUUUUAACCAUGUAGAAAGGUGCAAGGACUCCCUAUAUAUGGGGACACCCCCACGUGGGAUCAUCGACAUCAAGCUGAAGAAGAUCUGCCAACGUUACGCAGACAAGCCUCGCUAUGUCACCCUGUACGACCCCCACAAGCGGAUCCCAGUUUACUCAGCAUAUACCUUCAAGAAAACAGAGGGAGACAGACGUGUGGACUACCCCUGGAUGUAUGAGCCACAGCUUGCAGAAAUCGAUGGAAAUGGAAACAUGCUACCCUUCCCCACUGGUUACCUGCACAUGAAGUUUGAGGAUAGUCAGGCAGUUCUGGAUGACUACUCUGAUGUGGUUCUCUAUGAAAGAGGUCACCUGAACCCAGAUCAGCACCAGUCUACACCACACGACCGUGCUGCCACUUACACCCUAACCAACGUGGUGCCAGAGAUACGGGAGUUCAACAUCGGGCCUUGGCGAGAAUACGAAGAGCGGAUCCGGGUUCGCCUCAACAACUAUUGCCGUGGCACUGCAUUCAUCGUCACAGGGGUGACCACCAGAGGUAACAUGAUCCGUCGCAACAACCAGGACCGUGUCGCCAUCCCUGAAGAUGUGUGGUCUGCCUACUGCUGCACCGACUAUGACCGUAACGCACCCCAUGAUGUCCGCAUCCGCUUCCCAUCACAUGCAGCCUUGGCCAAAAACGCCAGGGAGGGCAACAGUGUUCAUGAGAUGACGGUCCAGGAGCUUGAGAUCUUUCUGAAAAGUAAUAUGGAUGUUGACCAGAAUCUGCAGAUCUUCUAUGACAACUGCAUCUCUCCUUCACCUCUUCCUCUUUACCUCCAACACACCAUCUGAGAGGUCUCUCUGCUUUAUUCCCUAUGUG
Scomber japonicus (chub mackerel) is the source of this 893-nucleotide messenger RNA. Its product is annotated as endonuclease domain-containing 1 protein. The record is from RefSeq and is a predicted model, not a curated record. The transcript is spliced from 2 exons. Gene Ontology annotation, molecular function: hydrolase activity; nucleic acid binding; metal ion binding. NCBI's taxonomy places the organism in Eukaryota, Metazoa, Chordata, Actinopteri, Scombriformes, Scombridae. The coding region runs from base 71 to 865 and encodes 264 amino acids.